UCCAUUUUUUUAAAUUGCCUCUUGUAGACCAUUCAGACAUGCCUGAGCAAUGUAAUUGGCAUCUUGCAGUGACACUAGACACAGUAAACAUGCAAGUACGUAGGUUCUUGCUCGUUCAGUGCGUUCUCAUUAUGAAGGAUGUAGUUUCAAGUCAAGUCUCAAAGUACUCGGCUUCAGCAGAGAACGACAAUGUCAAGCUGACAUUUGUAGUACCAGCGAACGUUGAAAGCGAAAUAAUUAUGAUCACAUUUCAUGCAGAUCCAGUACAACAUGUACUCGUUAUCUACAGAAGUGACUUUAGGUCUAAGACGUUUCAGACGUACAUACACAGGCUAACUACCGCCAUCUUCGUCUUGGAACGAAAAGUUGUGGCCUUAUUGACAGGUGUCCAGGCAAGUGAUGCAGGCUUGUACCAGUGUUGGGAUGGUGUUGGGGUUAGUGCAUCUGAAUUAACUCAAUGUGGUCAGAAACUCAUCGUUGUACGUAAACCCGGACAACCAAGUAUCGUCGCCAUCACGGAUGCUCUAGAUGGUCAAACUUUAAAACUAUCUUGUAACACCAUUUCUACAAGUUUGCCAGCAGACCAUGGACUUCCAAUGAGCAUAUUUUGGCACGAUGAACAGAAAAAUCCUCUAGGUAUACCUGCUGGAGAGAAGUACGUAGUGAAUGCCGAGGGUCAACUUGAGAUACACAAAUUAGAAUCUUCUGACAUGGGACGUCAAGUGACAUGUACAUCAUCAGACAGAGCUGAGGGCGUAGCUACUCCACCAGUCUCUGAUCCUAGUCCACCCUAUGAAAUUCUUACCGAAAGUGCUCCAGGCUUAGCCAAGAUAUCUGGACUGACGCUGGAACACGAAUACUUCAGAGAUUUCUCUCUUACGGACACUUUGAAAUUUGCAUUUGUCAUCAUUUCUUUGUCUGAGCCUUCAGUCGUGGAAAUCAAGUCAAGGAAAAUGACAGGACAAAUAAGUUAUGAGGACUUGACGACUGAUGUCUCCAUAACAAAGUCAACGAAUUACGAGGGGAAAAUUUACCUGACCAAGUUUACCUUCACUCUCCUUCGAGCCAUGUACGAAAAUGACAAAAACAGAACUUUCACUCUAACAAUUAGUAAUCGAAAGUUUUCCAGAGAUUUCAUGUUUAUCUUAAGGGAUGUAGGCCCACCAAGUCCAGUGACAAAUAUUUCAGCAUUGGACAUUAGACACGACACAGUAGUACUUAUAUGGACGCCGGGGUCUCAAGGAGGGGUCAAACAGUUCUUCGACGUGGAGUACAGAUGUCCAGACCAUACACAAUGCAACUCGACUUGGACAACAGCUGUUCGGCGUGUUCCAGAGAGUGACACCAUCGACACAAGAACAAAGGCCACCGUUGAAAACCUGUCUCCUGAAACAGAGUACGAUUUCAGAAUCGUAUCCACCAAUACACACGGUUCCACAACAUCUGAGCCAUUCCACGUGAAGACAAUAAAGAUGACUGCUACGCUACCAGAACCAGAAACAGAAACGAACAAUGGAGUCAUUAUAGGAAUAACCGCAGUGUUUCUAGCCAUCGUAUUUAUUGCAGCCCUCCUCUAUGGGGUUGCAACCUCGACUAUCUUCAACCUGUCCAAAGAAAAUCAGACAAUCAAAUCGACCUCCUUUGAAACAGCUGAAGAAGACGGAGCUUCAUCUGAGAGUGAUAGCACAGAUAGUGGAUCCUCCUCAAAUGUGUGAUUCUACCUCCAUUCGGCACUCAUCAAAUAAAGUUUCGAAACAACAUUAAAAUUGUGGAUCUA
Biomphalaria glabrata is the source of this 1777-nucleotide messenger RNA. RefSeq lists its product as uncharacterized. Gene Ontology annotation, molecular function: protein binding. The transcript is spliced from 12 exons. NCBI's taxonomy places the organism in Eukaryota, Metazoa, Mollusca, Gastropoda, Planorbidae. The record is from RefSeq and is a predicted model, not a curated record. The coding region runs from base 39 to 1715 and encodes 558 amino acids.